Messenger RNA from Symbiodinium natans, 489 nucleotides. The record is from the annotation of a GenBank genome assembly. Lineage: Eukaryota; Dinophyceae; Suessiales; Symbiodiniaceae.
AUGAGCCUGGGUCGUGCUCGCGAAUUGCGCACGGCUUGGCCUGUUUGGUAUGGAUGUCCGCUACAACGUCGCUGGAAUAAGAUCCUGACGAAACAGACUCAUCACCGUCCGGAGAAGCAGCAAAAGAGAUCUGAAUUUGUAAAGCCAGAAGUGCUGCAUGCACACAACAUUCCACAUUAUGACCUUCGUGACCUUCCACAAGAGUUUGACUCCUUGCGCCGCGACAAGCACAGCCAGGUUCAGAAAUGGAUUGCUGCGAUAACCCAUGCCAUCGGCGACAAAUGUGUCAUUCACCCCAACAAGUUGCAAGACAAAGAUCACUUUCAAAUCAAACACCGUGGAAUGGUCUACUUUCUGUACGCCCCGUCCAAUCACAAGCAGGAUGGGCAUGAGCUCACUCCCCAGCAAAAGAAAGCUUUGCUUAAUGCCCUUGCGCACAUGGGUGUCUUCGGCCACAAAGAUGUGAAGCCGGACCCGGAUGAUGAAUGA